AUGACCUGUAUUGCUCUUUUGUCCUUUCGGCCUAUUUUGCAGUCGAUCAGCUCUUGCCCACUCAUGGGGCUGGAUUCGGAGUUGGAGCCGGGCAUCGUCGGAAUAGGCCUGAGUGCCUGCGAGGCGUUGGCUUGUUGCAGGAGGGCCUGUGAAACCAUGGUUGAAGUGGUAAGUCAGGUGCACAAGACUCGGGAACAAUUCGGCCUUGAUGGACCGACCACGGUACAUUGCAAGUGA
This is a messenger RNA of Protopolystoma xenopodis, 237 nucleotides long. The record is from the annotation of a GenBank genome assembly. Lineage: Eukaryota; Metazoa; Platyhelminthes; Monogenea; Polystomatidea; Polystomatidae.